Ruditapes philippinarum (Manila clam) is the source of this 2417-nucleotide messenger RNA. RefSeq lists its product as uncharacterized. Bases 108 to 1100 code for a protein of 330 amino acids. Gene Ontology annotation, cellular component: membrane. The transcript has 3 exons. NCBI's taxonomy places the organism in Eukaryota, Metazoa, Mollusca, Bivalvia, Venerida, Veneridae. The record is from RefSeq and is a predicted model, not a curated record.
ACAACUAGUUUCAAGGUCUCAGAGUUGUUUUCAAACGUGUUGGAGCUUGCGUGCAAACCAUCGCGAUACAUUUAGUUUUAUUUGGAAAAUAGACAUUUUUUUAUUUUAUGUUUAAGCGUGAGGAUACAGUUAUUAGUAACAUGAUUGCCGCCAAAACAUGCAUCCAGUUUCUUUUCGUGGUGUUUGUGUAUGGUGAUCGUUUAAGGGAGUUGGAGCGAAAAAUGUUUGCAUUGCAAACAUUGACCUUUCAGGAUAUAGGUAUGCUGAGAGAAUCUGUCGAUAGAAAUUUUGAAGAAUUGCAACGACUUACUGUGAUCAUUAAUGCAUCCCUUUCACAAAACACACGCCUGCCUAAUCCAGUACAAGCAUCUCUUCCAGACAAUUCACUGAAAAAUCUUGAGUCAAAGGGAGUGUAUUUAGAAUCAGAAGUCAAAAGGCUAAAGCGGGGUUUCAAAGAUCAAAAGCUGUUCUUUAAUUUGUGGAAAGAAGAUUUAGGUACUAAGAUAAAUGGUCUCCAAGCUACACUAGACGACGUGAUGAAAUUAAAAGACAUUCUCGAUUUAAUUUUAAAUAACGUAACUGUUAUUAAAGACCAUGAACUGUCAAACAAAGAAAAACUUAGUGCUUUAUCGGAAGAAAAUACAAAUUUCAAUGAAAGUUUUAUGUUAAAUCUUCGCAUCGUUAGGGAUGAAAUAAAAAAGCUUACUUCAGGAACCGACGCGUUAAACACUUGUUCUGCGACUAUCAAUAACAAAUCGGAAGAAAUUAUAAGUUUGUUUUCUUCAGCUGUCGAUUUUAAAAACGUUCGAUUGGUUGGCGGCCCGACUUCUUCUUCCGGUAGACUCGAAGUAUUUCUAAAUGGUAAAUGGGGGACAGUGUGCGAUGAUUACUUUAAUGAAAAUGCAGCUAAAGUCGCGUGCAGGACUCUAGGCUUCAGUCACAAAGGUUCGUUUGCAUAUUUUGGGCGAGGCUCUGGUCCUAUAUUAUUAGACAAUGUGAACUGUACUGGUGCAGAAAGGAAUUUGUUUGCGUGUACAAUUGAUUACAUCACAACCGAUUGUAACCAUGGUGAGGAUAUCGGUGUUAAAUGUCUUGAUUGAAUAUUUAAACCUUUCAUAAGCUUAAAAAUACGAGGGUUGAUCCAGAAAUACUCAAAUGUUGUUUAUAAUUCUGAGAAAUUUUACGUUGUCUUAAUCUAUUUAAUUGAAAAAUAUUUUCGAUCUCAUGGCAUCCAGUACCGUCUCAAGCCGCCAUAAAUUACCAUGGGAACACCACAGCGGCGCAGCUCAAAGAACGCGACGCACAUUAAUAUUUUCUAAUAAUCCAAAGUGCCUGAUACAAUAAAAGGAUCUUGUUUAAAAUUUACCGGAGCUUAGUGUAAAACCUAAAUAACGUCAUGCUUAAUUCUUACGUCUUUUGAACAUUGGAAUUUAUAUAAUAAAUUUUAAACCGUUUGUAAUUUCAACGAGAUUUAAUUCCAAAAGUUGGUCACGAAGGCGUCUGGGAAACGGAGCUUUCAUAUAAUUUUGUAAACAGUUCGGAUAGUUUCCUUUAAAAAUCUCUAAUCUGACAAAUGAAACACGCCAGCCAUGUAUAUUAAUAUUAUAUCAAAUUAAUGCUUACUAGUGGUAUAUACGUUUUUUUUCAGAAAGUUGAAAUCGUCUUAAAGAUAAUACAUGUUGUCGGCUUGAUAGAAGGGUGUGUAUGACUAUAUCGUUCGACGUCACUUUUUAAGACAAUUCUAAUUGUUGAAUUGCAUAUUAUUAUUUUACAUUUGUUUUAAGAAUUAAUUUUAUUUAUACAAAACUCAUAUUUUAUAAUUAUUGAAAUUAAGUAAAUCCAACUCGAUGUAUUAUUUUGCUUUCUUAUCAAGAAAAAAAUAUUAUCUACUGUAAAAAAAAACUACAACAUUUAUUUUUUUGUACAUUUUAUUUGCCUCUUUUAACAUCUUGCUUUUCAUGUACAUUUUAUUUUUUAUUUAAUUGAAAGAUAUAUAGAAAUGAAACAUACUUUAUGAUUUUAACAGUUAGGAUUUUUCUAUCUGGUUAGUGAAUAAAUAUAAUGAUUGUAUGUAGUAUCUUUAUAUUUUUUGAUGUUUUUCUGUUUUUUUAGGAUGUAAAUUUCCUUUAUGAAUUGUUGAAUCCUUUCCAUUUAUCUGAAAUAAAGGCUGCCAGGGCAUCUAUAACUACCUUGUGGUAGAUUUAAUGCGAUCUGAUACAGGAUUCGUAAUUUUAUACUGAAAUUAUUUAUUUCAGAGCAUUGAUUUACUAGAUGUGCUGCCUUACAAAUAUACAGUAAUAUAUCCCAGUUUAUUACAGCUCUUUACUUUUCUUUGGUGUGCACUUAGCGCUAUAACUUAUAUACCAUGUUUGUUAUUAUAUAACAGUUGUCAUGUAUGGCAUUUAAUAAAUGCCCUA